Molecule: messenger RNA, 1251 nt
Organism: Clunio marinus
Lineage: Eukaryota; Metazoa; Arthropoda; Insecta; Diptera; Chironomidae
Source: the annotation of a GenBank genome assembly
AUGACCUUUGCAGGUUGCCAGUUAGUUGAUGUCUUGUCGUUAAACGCCGUAGACACUGUAAAUUCUUCAAAUAUGGAAUCCUUAUUUGAAAACAUUUCCUUAGAAGCAAAUCAAUUCGAUUUGCAUUGCUCACCGAUUAAGGAAUAUUUGAAACACAAAACAGUUUUUAUCACUGGUGGUUUUGGUUUUCUUGGAAAGCUUUUGAUCGAAAAGCUUCUAAGAUGUGAUGUUAAAAAAGUUUACUUACUCGUGAGAGGAAAAAAAGGAAAAUCAUUUGAAGAACGAUUUGAGAGUUUAAAAAAUGAAUCUAUCUACACAGAAAUAUUGAAAGCAAAUGAAAAUAUUUUCUCAAAGAUUGUGUUAGUUAGUGGAGAUCUUCAGAAGCUAGAGUUGGGAAUAGCAAAUGAUGAUCAAGAAAGUUUGAUAAACGAAGUUGAAAUUGUGUUCCAUGUAGCUGCUGAUGUGAACUUCACUCAAAGUUUGAGAGAAGCUAUCGAAACAAAUGUUCGAGGCACAAGGGAAAUUAUUCACUUAUGUCGAAGAAUCAUAAAGCUAAAUGUAUUGAUUUACGUUUCGACAGCAUUCUGCACACCAAGUUUUGAAGUUCACGAAAUCUACGAAACUGAAUUUGAUUGCGAUUUUAUGAUUGAUUUUGUUGAAAAUUUAAAACCGAAAGAUUACGAUGACUUUGAAGCUAUUUCCACAAGAAUUAUUCAACCAUUUCCCAACACCUACGCUUACUCGAAAGCGUUGGCGGAAAAGAUGAUUCACAAACAUGAAAACGAAUUUAAAAUUGCAAUUAUUCGUCCCGCUAUUAUCGCAACGGCAUUUCAUGAACCGCUUCCGGGGUACACUGACAAUGUUUAUGGCGUAAAUGGAGUAGUUUGUGGAGCUGGCUUAGGUUUUCUUCGCAUAUUUCACAUAAAUAACAAACUAAAAGCGAACAUUGUACCCGCUGAUUAUGUGAUUAACAUGAUGCUUGCUGUUUCCUGGCUUACAGUCUGUGAAAAUACUUCCAAUUACUUACAAUUUAUACUUUACAGUCAAGUGAACAAGGAAAAGCUGGAAGAAAUUUCCGAAAGUAAAAUCGAUUCAACUCGAAAGGAGGAAAUUAAAAUUUUUAAUUGUUCUGUGACAAACAAUAAUCCGGUUACAUUAAAAAAUGUAUUUGGAUUGUUCGCUAUAAUACCACCAAACAUUAUUACUUGUGCCAAUUUCUUAAAAUAUUCUAUCACUUUUUGCCUGCAUUAA